AUGGAGUCCAGAGGAAAGUCAGCCAGCAGCCCCAAGCCUGACAGCAAGGCACCCCAGACCCCCGCUGAGCCCAAAGGCCCCCCAGCUGCUGAUGGAAAAGCACCCGGGGCCACGUCAGCCAAGGCCGGGAAGAAGGAGGCCCCAGCAGAAAAGCAGGAGCAGCCAGCGGCCCCCACCCCAGCACCUGCCAAGAAGACCCCGGCCAAGGCAGACCCCGCCCUUCUCAACAACCAUAGCAACCUGAAGCCAGCCCCUGCAGCCCCUGCAGCCCCCAGCCGCCCUGACGCAAGCCCCGAGCCCAAGGGUCCUGGGGACGGUGCCGAGGAGGACGAGGCCAGCAGCAUGGGCCCAGGCGGCCGAGGUCCCUGCCCCUUGGAGAACUUGACCCCUCUGCUCGUGGCUGGGGGUGUGGCUGUGGCAGCCGUGGCCCUGGUCCUUGGUGUGGCUUUCCUGGCCCGGAGAAAAUGA
Orycteropus afer afer is the source of this 468-nucleotide messenger RNA. It is a transcript of the gene CEND1, whose product is annotated as cell cycle exit and neuronal differentiation 1. Gene Ontology annotation, biological process: cerebellum development; cerebellar granular layer maturation; radial glia guided migration of cerebellar granule cell. NCBI's taxonomy places the organism in Eukaryota, Metazoa, Chordata, Mammalia, Tubulidentata, Orycteropodidae. The record is from RefSeq and is a predicted model, not a curated record. Bases 1 to 468 code for a protein of 155 amino acids. The transcript has a single exon.